Molecule: messenger RNA, 412 nt
Organism: Aphidius gifuensis
Lineage: Eukaryota; Metazoa; Arthropoda; Insecta; Hymenoptera; Braconidae
Gene: eIF2Balpha
Product: translation initiation factor eIF-2B subunit alpha
Exons: 2
Biological process (GO): translational initiation
Cellular component (GO): eukaryotic translation initiation factor 2B complex
Molecular function (GO): guanyl-nucleotide exchange factor activity; translation initiation factor activity
Source: RefSeq, a predicted model, not a curated record
UUUGGUGCAGAAGGUGUUGCUGAAAGUGGUGGAAUAAUCAACAAGAUUGGAACUUACACAAUGGCUAUAUGUGCAAAAGAAAUGAAAAAACCAUUUUACGUAUUAGCUGAAAGUUUUAAAUUUUCAAGAAUAUAUCCAUUGAAUCAAGUUGAUUUACCAGAUGAAUUUAAAUAUACAACAAGUACGAGGGAAAAAGAUCUUCAAAAUGAACAUCCACAAGUUGAUUAUACACCACCUCAUUAUAUUAAUUUACUUUUUACUGACAUUGGAAUCAUGACACCCUCAGCGGUAAGUGAUGAAUUAAUAAAACUUUAUCUUUGAAUUUAUCACUGUGAUCAAUGAUGUCUAGAAAUCAAAUUACUAUUUAAAUAAAAUUUUAAAUGUAUGACCGAAAUAAAGUGUUUUUAUUGUU